ACAUCUGUGGCAGUAAUGGCUACAGUGGGUCAGCACUUGGAUGCCAACAAGACAGAAUUCCACCACAAUAAUCUUGUCAAUGUUACAACAAACCUCACAAAAACAAUGGAGGAAUUUUCUUUGACUGGCAACAUCUCACAGCCCAAUGUUGCAAUCCAGUCUGCUCCACUGAAAUUCAGUUUCUCUGCAAUUCUGCUUUCGGCACAGAGAGGUACAGCACUGGAAUAUUAUCAGUCAACAAAACUAGAAAUACAGGAAAAUGUCCCUGGGCUUAGUGGUGAGUUCAGUAUUGAAGUUCAGAUACUGUUCAACAUUAUAAAUAACACCUUUCAGAUCCAAUAUAAAUACGCGAGGCCUUUGGACUAUAUUUCUUACAUUGGUGUUGGACUGUCCAUGGGUGGUCUGAUUAUUACCAUUUUGUUUCAAAUAUUCACUAGGAAAACUCAAAAGUUGUCUGUAACGUGGAUGCUAGUGAGUCUCUGUUUCUCUAUGCUCAUUUUUAACAUCGUCUUCAUCUCUGGAAUUGAAAACCAGAAUGCCAAGAAUCACAGCAGCGAUACCUUCUAUCUACGGAAUCACUACCAGUGAUACCUUCCUCAUGAUAAUGCCAGCAACACCUUACUCGCACCUGACACAGCAGAUCCUCCCGCAGACUCCUGGUGCAGAGCCAUGGCUGUCCUACUGCACUAUUUUUUGUUGGCGACACUUAUGUGGACAGCACUCGAUUCUGCACAGUUGUACUUAUGGCUGCUUCGAGCCACGAGGCCCCUGCCUGGACUUUUCCUCGUGACCAUGUCAGUAAUCGGAUGGUUAGUUGCAAUAGCACUUGGAGCUACUUACAGAGAAGGAAAAGCUUUAAACUACUGACAGGAAGAAUUGAAUAAAAAGGAUUCAUUUAUGAAAAAGGUGACUGGCACUAUCUCUAUAGUGGUAGUGCUCAGAACCACAUGGACGAUAGGCUACCUCAUAUUAGUAAGUCAUGAAGAAACAAGUCUUGUUUUCGGCUAUAUGUUCUGCAUUUUAAACGCUACCCAGGGACUUCAGAUUUGUGUUCUGUGUACCUUCAGAUCACCAAUCUUCAAGAAAAAAGUUUCCAAAGUGUUUCUUGUUUUCUGCAUGCCAGAGGUACCACUAUAUCUGCAUUCAAAAACUUACUACAUUUCAAAACCACAGCCUGCAAAAAAACAUUCACAGGAAACUUUCAGAUCAGAGAAUAUUUCCCUGUCUACCUUCCCUAACUGGAGUGGACACAGUAGUGCACGCCGGGAAGGACAGCCUGCCUUAGCAGGGCAACGACUGCUGGAGCACGCACAGGCUUCUCUGUGGGAGGGUGGCGGCCUGGGACAU
Messenger RNA from Phaethon lepturus (White-tailed tropicbird), 1347 nucleotides. It is a transcript of the gene ADGRG7, whose product is annotated as G protein-coupled receptor 128. Gene Ontology annotation, cellular component: membrane. Gene Ontology annotation, biological process: cell surface receptor signaling pathway; G protein-coupled receptor signaling pathway. Gene Ontology annotation, molecular function: G protein-coupled receptor activity. NCBI's taxonomy places the organism in Eukaryota, Metazoa, Chordata, Aves, Phaethontiformes, Phaethontidae. The record is from RefSeq and is a predicted model, not a curated record.